This is a messenger RNA of Hippocampus comes (tiger tail seahorse), 1470 nucleotides long. RefSeq names its product tumor necrosis factor receptor superfamily member 6-like. Lineage: Eukaryota; Metazoa; Chordata; Actinopteri; Syngnathiformes; Syngnathidae. Gene Ontology annotation, biological process: negative regulation of apoptotic process; motor neuron apoptotic process; regulation of stress-activated MAPK cascade. The transcript is spliced from 9 exons. Bases 43 to 1035 code for a protein of 330 amino acids. Gene Ontology annotation, molecular function: protein binding; tumor necrosis factor receptor activity. The record is from RefSeq and is a predicted model, not a curated record. Gene Ontology annotation, cellular component: CD95 death-inducing signaling complex; membrane raft; external side of plasma membrane.
AGAAUACUCGUUGUACAGUAGUUUCACUUUGUGUACAAGAACAUGAGGACGUCUUAUUCCUUUUUCGCUUCGUCGCUUACUCGUUUUUCCAUCCUUGUUUUGUUCGGCUCCCAUUUGUCGUUGGGCGUCGACGCGUCAUCGCGGCUGCAAAAGAAAAGAGAAGUCCUGUGUGCGGAUGGACUGUACCAACAUGACUCAAUAACCUGUUGCCUGUGUGCCAUUGGUCAGCGUCUGAAGAAGCACUGCACUGCUGCCAGUCCACAAGAUACGCAAUGUGAGCUGUGUGAGCCAGGCUUGUACAACAGCCACCCAAACCAGGACAGCAACUGCAAGCGCUGCACCUCCUGCUCACAUCAAAAUGCCAAUCUGGAGGUGGAGUCGGCCUGUACCCGAGCACGCGACACCAAGUGCCGGUGCAAAGCGCACCACUAUUGCAUUAGCGCCAAUGAUCAAGACUGUAAACUCUGCAGUUCUUGUACAGAGUGCGGCCUGGAAGGCGUCAAAGUAGCCUGCACAGCCACCAAUGACACUGUAUGCAAUGACAAAUUAAAAGUGAGAAGUCAUGUCUGGAUAGCAGUCGCUGUAGCUUGUGCAGCUGUCACAAUAAUUGUGAUUGGUGUGUGCUUUCGAAGGAACCGCAAACAGCGAAGGAACAACCAACAGAGCUCGAACAAUCCAGCGACGGUGCGGUUGGAGAUGGAGCCAAUUAACAUACCGUAUACAGACCCUUCGCGGCACCUGCCCGCGAUCGCAAAAGACCUCGGGUGGAAAACUAUGGUCGAAGUGGCAAUGCGGAGCGGGAUGAACCCGGUCAGAAUUGACGGCUGCAAAAUCGACAACCCGCAUGACAGUGAGGAGCGCACGCUGCAGCUACUGAGGAUGUGGACACAGGAGCAAGGCAUGGACGCCAUGAAAAACUUGAUCCAAAUCCUGCACGACAUCAAGCAGAAAGGCAAAGCGCAAAAGGUGAAGACAACUUGCUGCUCUUUACAAGGAGGUGAACAGCAAAGUUUACAACAACAGUUGAACCCAUAAAAAUGUCAAUAUUUUUAGGCUUUUCUGUGACUCUUCCAGUCUCUCUAGAUCUGUUGCAACCUGCUUAGUGGUGUCACACUGUGCAUAUAAAGUUCAUCCGAAAAUGUCACCCAAAAAACGAAAAUCCUCUUUGUGAAUACUGUCAAAGGAUGAUUUAAGCCUCGUCUGUUUUGGAGACCUGUGGCUGUGUUUGUAUGUGGUGCAAAAGAAUAUAGACUGAGAAAAUAUAUUUUAAUCUUGGUUUUAAAAAUUGUUCUGUAUUUAAACAUAUUCAAACAACAAAUGAGAAUGAAUUUACUUUACCAUAAAGACUAGAAUGUAUGCACAAAGAAUAGUUUGGAGCGAAAAAAAAACAUCCUGUAUUAUUUUCUGUGUAUUGUAGUAAAAAUGCUGUUUAAAAUGUUGAUGUAAAAUUAAACAGUAGAUGCAAACUUG